This is a messenger RNA of Ahaetulla prasina, 1503 nucleotides long. RefSeq names its product mab-21 like 2 (gene MAB21L2). Bases 135 to 1214 code for a protein of 359 amino acids. The transcript has a single exon. The record is from RefSeq and is a predicted model, not a curated record. NCBI's taxonomy places the organism in Eukaryota, Metazoa, Chordata, Lepidosauria, Squamata, Colubridae.
UCCUCCUCGGCGGUGGCAGCGACCGGGCGAAGCGGGCUUGGCUUCUGCCCGCGCGCACGGAGACGGCGGCUGCGGCGUUGGAUCCGUCAACGUACUGCGAGAGCCCGGUGUACAGCCCGGACGUUUGCCCCAACAUGAUCGCCGCGCAAGCCAAGCUGGUCUACCAACUGAAUAAAUACUACACGGAGCGGUGCCAGGCCCGCAAGGCGGCCAUCGCCAAAACCAUCCGCGAGGUGUGCAAGGUCGUUUCCGACGUGCUGAAAGAGGUGGAAGUGCAGGAGCCGCGCUUCAUCAGCUCGCUGAGCGAGAUCGACGCGCGCUACGAGGGCCUGGAGGUCAUCUCGCCCACCGAGUUCGAGGUGGUGCUCUACCUCAACCAGAUGGGCGUCUUCAAUUUCGUGGACGACGGCUCGCUGCCGGGCUGCGCCGUCCUCAAGCUGAGCGACGGCCGCAAGCGCAGCAUGUCGCUGUGGGUGGAGUUCAUCACCGCCUCGGGCUACCUGUCGGCGCGCAAGAUCCGCUCGCGCUUCCAGACGCUGGUGGCGCAGGCCGUGGACAAGUGCAGCUACCGCGACGUGGUCAAGAUGAUCGCCGACACCAGCGAGGUCAAGCUCCGCAUCCGCGAGCGCUACGUGGUGCAGAUCACGCCCGCCUUCAAGUGCACCGGUAUCUGGCCGCGCAGCGCUGCCCAGUGGCCGCUGCCCCACAUCCCCUGGCCGGGACCCAACCGCGUGGCCGAGGUCAAGGCCGAGGGCUUCAACCUGCUCUCCAAGGAAUGCUACUCGCUGACCGGCAAACAGAGCUCGGCCGAGAGCGACGCCUGGGUGCUGCAGUUCGGCGAGGCCGAGAACCGCCUGCUGCUGGGCGGCUGCCGCAACAAGUGCCUCUCGGUGCUCAAGACGCUGCGCGACCGGCACCUCGAGCUGCCCGGCCAGCCGCUCAACAACUACCACAUGAAGACGCUGCUGCUCUACGAGUGCGAGAAGCACCCGCGGGAAACCGACUGGGACGAGGCCUGCCUGGGCGACCGCCUGAACGGCAUCCUCCUGCAGCUCAUCUCCUGCCUGCAGUGCCGCCGCUGCCCGCACUACUUCCUGCCCAACCUCGACCUCUUUCAGGGCAAGCCCCACUCGGCCCUGGAGAGCGCCGCCAAGCAGACCUGGCGCCUGGCCCGGGAGAUCCUCACCAACCCCAAGAGUCUGGACAAGCUAUAGGGCGCCCGGGGCUCCGUUGCAAACUCUGGAAGGAGGACGGGCUCAGAGACUGAAGGCGCGGCGGCGGCGGCGCUGUUCCUCCGCUCCCCUUUUCCUAAAAUGUCCUUAAAAAGACAAGACUCUCCCGGCAGGGAAAGGACUUGGCGGCAGCCGAGCGAAACCCGAGGUACAUUUCUUCCCCUCCCCGCCCUGAAUCUUCCGUGUGUGUGAGCCCCCCACCCUUCUCUCCGUCCCUCUUUCCUCUCUCUCGUCCGUUUGCCUGAAUGUUGUCACCAAGUGAAAAACAACG